CGGAUGCCGCAGGAUGAUGCACGCUUGAGGGAAAAAAAACUCACUUCCCCUUUAGUUUUUCAGUCUUCUCGGUAGCAUUUAGUGGCACGGACGCUGAAAUGGUGGUGAGAUGAACAAGCGCAUCCUAUAGCGUCUUCAGGUGUAAUAUAACAACGCACACAUUUAUUAAAUCUCUUUCCGAGACUGAGGAUUUAACGCAAAGCGUGCCUGUGAUCUGAUUUUUCACGUUAAAGGCAAUACUGUGAAUCAUCGUCGCACUUUCUUUGGUGACAUUCUUCGACGUCGUACUUGAACCGGGCUCCAUCAUCUCGCGCAUCAUCAACGCAGAGUUACACCGUGACAGCAGUUGAAGCGAUAAACUUGCUCAUUGGCUAUGAAGAAUCAGGUGCCCCCCCUGCAAAAUAUUCUAUCUGGAUAAUGAUUUAAGUUUGUGACAUAUGCAGCACCUGUGGGGGAUUGUAGCAUCUAAAGGGAACUGAAAUUUCUAACCAAAACAAGCUCCGCAGUUGAUUUUGACUGAUGCUGAUUUUGACGGGCAUGUUAUGGUAGUCAAAAUUUAGAAAAAAAAAAAAAAAAAAAAACAGAAGAAAAAGAAAGACAAACUCUGCCUCAGAUAUGACCAGAGUCGAUGUCUCACGCCCAUGAAUUGGAGUUGCUCGGAGGGCUCGACCAAUAGCGGCACGGAUCAGGCCUGAAAACGCGCUGAGCGAUGAACGGGCUGACGGAUACCUCGGUGAAGUGCGUGCUGGUGGGCGACACGGCGGUGGGCAAGACCGCCCUGCUGGUGCGCUUCACAUCGGAGACCUUCCCCGAGAGCUACAAGCCCACCGUGUACGAGAACACGGGCGUGGAGGUCUUCAUGGACGGCGUCCAGAUCAGCCUGGGUCUGUGGGACACCGCCGGCAACGACACCUUUCGCGGGAUCCGGCCCAUGUCCUACCAGCAGGCGGACGUGGUGCUGCUCUGCUACUCGGUGGCCAACCACACCUCCUUCGCCAACGUGCGGCACAAGUGGAUCUGCGAGGUGCGGGAGCACCUGCCCCAGGUGCCGGUGCUGGUUGUGGCCACGCAGACGGACCAGCGGGAGAUGGGGCCGCACCGGGCCAACUGCCUGUCCUCCUCCGAGGGCAAGAGGCUGGCCCAGGACCUCCGGGCCAAGGGCUACCUGGAGUGCUCGGCGAUUAGCAACCGGGGGGUGCAGCAGGUGUUCGAGUGCGCCGUCCGGACGGCCAUCAACAAGGCCCGAAAACGGGAGCGAAGGAGGCUGUUCGAUAUCAACCAGUGCAAGAUAUUUUAACCCCCACCUCCCACCCAGCUCCUUCCCCUCCACACACCAAAAAAAAAAAAAGAAUGAUUCCAGAUAUUCUAAUUCUGUAUUUUCUGUGUGUCCUUGUAUGUGGGCAGUAGACAUUUACCUUGUGGAUUUAAUGCUUUGUGUUUGCAAGAACUGAGAAAAAGAAAAUUGGUGGUGAUUGGAUUUUGAGCAGGAGACGGCAUAUGGUGCACAUAGGCUGUACUUAAUUAUAUCUCCUCCUGUAUGACUCCAAUUCUAUGGAUGUCCUGGGACUGGUCACUCUCUAAUGUACAAGAGGACGUAUACUGAGGAAAUGCUGUGGGAACACAGGUAACUUCUACCUUUGUAAUUACACUUGACCAAUAACAGAUAUUAUUUAUUUGAUGUUUUCUGCUGUCUAAUGAAACAAUGCAGAUCCUGGUGUGAAUACGCAGAAUCUUUGCUGUAUGUUUGAAAAUCUAGGUUUUUUAAGAUUUCUAAACAUUUUUGUUUACUUCUGUGCAGUAUCACUGUCUCUAAGGGCUGUAAACAGGUGACAGUACUCAAUGGCUGUUUUAUGAUAAAGAAAUAAUUACCGUACCAUUGGAUCUGCUUCAGUGAGUUUCAGCUGACUUGACCUGAUAAGUAUUUUAACUUUGAAGAGGAAGUAGAUGCGCAAGUUUAGUUUUCUGUUAAAAACACAUGAUGCACUCUGCCUAAAAUGUGACAUGCUGUGAAGAAUGCAAUGUUAUCAGAGAUUAUUGGGUUUAUAUUGGGAUUAUUUAGUUCAGAAAAUAUUACAAUACUGAAGCAGAAAUUGUGAAUCUCUGAAAAAUAACCGAUUAAACGUCAUCUUUGAGAGAA
Messenger RNA from Anguilla rostrata (American eel), 2137 nucleotides. It is a transcript of the gene rhoh, whose product is annotated as ras homolog family member H. The coding region runs from base 710 to 1297 and encodes 195 amino acids. Gene Ontology annotation, cellular component: cytoskeleton; cell projection; cytoplasmic vesicle. Gene Ontology annotation, biological process: engulfment of apoptotic cell; cortical cytoskeleton organization; regulation of actin cytoskeleton organization. The record is from RefSeq and is a predicted model, not a curated record. Gene Ontology annotation, molecular function: GTP binding; protein kinase binding; GTPase activity. Lineage: Eukaryota; Metazoa; Chordata; Actinopteri; Anguilliformes; Anguillidae. The transcript is spliced from 2 exons.